AAAGGGGAGGGGUCGAGAAGAGUGGGAGGUGUUGGGGUCUGGAGCCUGCGGCUCAGAGGCUCUGAGGCCGCCCCGGGCUCUCCCCAGCCUCCGGCCCUCUGUAGCCGCCCUUUCCGCCGCGGACACGGGAGAGUUAAGCCAAUAAACACGUAAGCGCCGCUCCCUCCCCAAUCGGCAAGAUGCCUCUCCGGCUCUCGGCUGCAUCGACAGCUUGCAACACUCGGCAUCUUCUCUGGAGGCGCCUCCUUCAGCGGCUGCAGAUGGCAUUCGGCUGCGGGCUCGGGGCUCGCAAUUGAUUCUCCGCCUUGCCCACCUCGAGUUCACGGACGCACCUCUCCCUUCCCCUCCUCCUCUCGCGCUCCUGGGUCCCAGCCCAGCUCCCGUUCGCAGGCGGAGGAAGCAGUCGCAGCGGCCGAGGCUGAACGGCAGCGCGCUCGUUCCCUGACCUGGAGAGCAGCGCCCACCGGGGAGAGCCGACCCCCGGCUGCGUCCAGCGCCCCCCACCUUUUGCACCCCAGGUCAGGGGCUCCAGGGACCCCUCUCCCCAGGCGCCACCAUGCUGGACCCUUCGUCCAGCGAAGAGGAGUCAGAUGAGAUUGUAGAAGAGGAGAGCGGCAAGGAGGUGCUGGGCUCGGCCGCGUCCGGCGCGCGCCUGUCUCCCAGCCGCACGAGCGAAGGCUCGGCCGGGAGCGCCGGCUUGGGGGCCGGUGUUGGUGGCGGCGCCGGGGCCGGGGUGGGCGCCGGCGGCGGCGGGGGCAGCGGAGCGAGCAGCGGCGCCGGGGCCGGGGGUCUGCAGCCCAGCAGCCGCGCCGCCGGCGGCCGGCCCUCCAGCCCCAGCCCGUCGGUGGUGAGCGAGAAGGAGAAGGAAGAGUUGGAGCGACUGCAGAAGGAGGAGGAGGAGAGGAAGAAGAGACUGCAGCUCUAUGUGUUCGUCAUGCGCUGCAUCGCCUACCCCUUCAACGCCAAGCAGCCCACCGACAUGGCUCGCCGGCAGCAGAAGAUCAGCAAACAGCAGCUGCAGACUGUCAAAGACCGGUUUCAGGCUUUCCUGAAUGGGGAAACGCAGAUCGUGGCUGACGAAGCCUUCAUGAACGCCGUCCAGAGUUACUACGAGGUGUUCCUGAAGAGCGACCGUGUAGCCCGCAUGGUCCAGAGUGGGGGCUGCUCUGCCAAUGACUCACGGGAGGUCUUUAAGAAGCACAUUGAGAAGCGGGUGCGCAGCCUGCCUGAGAUUGACGGCCUCAGCAAGGAGACUGUGCUAAGUUCUUGGAUGGCCAAAUUUGAUGCCAUCUACCGUGGGGAGGAGGACCCCAGAAAGCAGCAGGCCCGGAUGACGGCCAGCGCAGCCUCUGAGCUGAUUCUGAGCAAGGAGCAACUCUACGAGAUGUUCCAGAACAUUCUUGGGAUCAAGAAGUUUGAACAUCAGCUCUUGUACAAUGCCUGUCAGUUGGACAAUCCGGAUGAGCAAGCUGCCCAGAUUAGACGAGAGCUGGAUGGACGUCUCCAAAUGGCAGACCAAAUAGCCAAGGAACGCAAAUUUCCCAAGUUUGUAUCCAAAGAAAUGGAAAACAUGUACAUCGAAGAGCUAAAGUCGUCCGUCAACCUGCUCAUGGCCAACCUGGAGAGCAUGCCUGUGUCCAAAGGCGGGGAGUUCAAACUGCAGAAGCUAAAGCGCAGCCACAACGCCUCCCUCAUUGACAUGGGCGAGGAGAGCGAGAACCAGCUCUCCAAGUCAGACGUCGUGCUGUCUUUCUCCUUGGAGGUGGUGAUCAUGGAAGUCCAGGGACUGAAGUCUUUGGCCCCAAAUCGCAUCGUGUACUGCACAAUGGAGGUGGAGGGAGGAGAGAAACUACAGACUGACCAGGCCGAGGCUUCCAAACCCACCUGGGGCACCCAGGGGGACUUCUCUACAACCCACGCACUGCCCGCUGUGAAGGUUAAGCUGUUCACGGAGAGCACAGGUGUCUUGGCCUUGGAAGACAAGGAGCUUGGGAGGGUGAUCCUCCAUCCCACGCCGAACAGCCCCAAGCAGUCAGAGUGGCACAAAAUGACCGUCUCCAAAAACUGCCCCGAUCAAGAUCUCAAAAUCAAACUUGCCGUCCGAAUGGAUAAGCCGCAAAACAUGAAACAUUCUGGGUAUUUGUGGGCCAUCGGUAAGAAUGUCUGGAAGAGAUGGAAGAAAAGAUUUUUUGUAUUGGUGCAGGUCAGCCAGUACACAUUCGCCAUGUGUAGUUACCGGGAGAAGAAAGCAGAGCCUCAGGAACUUCUGCAGCUGGACGGCUACACUGUGGACUACACCGACCCCCAGCCAGGUUUGGAGGGUGGCCGAGCCUUCUUCAACGCCGUCAAAGAAGGAGACACAGUGAUAUUUGCAAGUGAUGAUGAGCAGGAUCGCAUCCUCUGGGUACAAGCCAUGUACCGGGCCACCGGGCAGUCACACAAGCCUGUGCCCCCGACCCAAGUUCAGAAACUCAACGCCAAGGGAGGAAAUGUGCCACAGUUGGAUGCCCCCAUCUCUCAAUUUUACGCAGAUAGAGCUCAAAAGCAUGGCAUGGAUGAAUUUAUCUCUUCCAACCCCUGUAACUUUGACCACGCUUCCCUCUUUGAGAUGGUGCAACGCCUUACUUUGGAUCACAGACUUAAUGAUUCCUAUUCUUGCCUGGGCUGGUUCAGUCCUGGCCAGGUGUUUGUACUAGACGAGUAUUGUGCCCGAAAUGGAGUCCGCGGCUGCCACCGACAUCUCUGCUACCUCAGAGACUUGCUUGAACGGGCGGAAAAUGGCGCCAUGAUCGACCCCACCCUCCUUCACUACAGCUUUGCCUUCUGCGCAUCGCACGUCCAUGGGAAUAGUCAACAAAUGCAUGUGUAUCUUAGUGGGCUGACACCAAACACAGAUCCUGAAGGGAGCAAAACUCCCUCCUCACCUGAACCAGAGGCUAAAAAAGAUACCAAAAAGGAAUCUAAAAAAAGAAAAGAUUUCAAAAUCCAGGCGAAUCAGGAGCCCAAAAGGCCCGAUGGAAUCGGAACUGUGACUGUUGAAGAAAAGGAACGUUUUGAAGAAAUCAAGGAGAGACUCCGGGUUCUGUUGGAAAAUCAGAUAACACAUUUUAGGUAUUGCUUUCCAUUUGGUCGACCUGAAGGUGCUUUAAAAGCUACUCUCUCGCUCUUGGAAAGGGUUUUGAUGAAAGAUAUUGUCACCCCAGUGCCACAAGAAGAGGUAAAAACAGUCAUUCGCAAAUGCUUAGAGCAGGCUGCUUUGGUCAACUAUUCAAGGCUCUCAGAGUAUGCCAAAAUUGAAGCUCCCCGGCCGCCUCCUGGGCCUCCUCUUCCACCCACCCAAAAGCAGACCAGCCUGUUAUAUCAGAGGUUCAAAGGCAUGCCUAGGCCAAAAUCAAAAAAUGUAGGCCGGUUAAUCACUCCUGCCAAAAAGCUUGAAGACACAAUACGUCUUGCUGAAUUAGUCAUUGAAGUUCUCCAACAAAAUGAGGAGCACCACGCAGAGCCACAUGUUGAUAAAGGAGAAGCCUUCGCGUGGUGGUCGGACUUAAUGGUGGAGCACGCGGAGACUUUCCUGUCGCUCUUUGCGGUGGACAUGGACGCAGCGCUAGAGGUGCAGCCCCCCGACACCUGGGACAGCUUUCCACUGUUCCAGCUGCUGAAUGAUUUUCUCCGUACUGACUAUAAUUUGUGCAAUGGAAAAUUUCACAAACACCUUCAAGACCUGUUUGCCCCACUUGUUGUUAGAUAUGUGGAUUUGAUGGAGUCCUCAAUUGCACAAUCCAUUCACAGGGGCUUUGAGCGGGAGUCAUGGGAACCAGUCAAGAGUUUAACCAGUAACCUACCCAAUGUGAACCUACCCAAUGUGAACCUUCCCAAAGUACCAAAUCUACCAGUUAACAUUCCUCUAGGCAUCCCACAAAUGCCUACUUUUUCGGCACCGUCAUGGAUGGCUGCUAUAUAUGAUGCUGAUAAUGGAUCAGGCACUUCGGAAGAUCUGUUCUGGAAACUCGACGCCCUUCAGACCUUCAUUCGGGACUUGCACUGGCCUGAGGAAGAGUUUGGAAAGCACCUGGAACAACGGCUGAAGUUGAUGGCAAGUGACAUGAUUGAGUCUUGUGUCAAAAGAACCAGGAUUGCAUUUGAAGUUAAGCUGCAAAAAACCAGUCGAUCAACAGAUUUUCGAGUCCCACAGUCAAUAUGCACCAUGUUUAAUGUUAUGGUUGAUGCCAAAGCUCAAUCAACAAAACUUUGCAGCAUGGAAAUGGGCCAAGAGCAUCAGUACCAUUCAAAAAUAGAUGAACUAAUUGAAGAAACUGUUAAAGAAAUGAUAACCCUCUUGGUUGCAAAGUUCGUUACUAUCUUGGAGGGAGUACUGGCAAAAUUAUCCAGAUAUGACGAAGGGACUUUGUUUUCUUCUUUUCUGUCAUUUACCGUGAAGGCAGCCUCCAAGUAUGUGGAUGUACCUAAACCCGGCAUGGACGUGGCCGAUGCCUACGUGACUUUCGUCCGCCACUCUCAAGAUGUCCUGCGUGAUAAGGUCAAUGAGGAGAUGUAUAUAGAAAGGUUAUUUGAUCAAUGGUACAACAGCUCCAUGAACGUGAUCUGCACCUGGUUGACGGAUCGGAUGGACUUACAGCUUCACAUUUAUCAGUUGAAAACACUAAUUAGGAUGGUGAAGAAAACCUAUAGAGACUUCCGGUUGCAAGGGGUCCUGGACUCCACCUUAAACAGCAAGACCUACGAAACCAUCCGGAACCGUCUCACUGUGGAGGAAGCCACCGCAUCAGUGAGCGAGGGUGGAGGCCUGCAGGGGAUCAGCAUGAAGGACAGCGAUGAGGAAGACGAAGAAGACGAUUAGCCCGUCGGUCCCACAGUCCACGAGAAUAGAGUCCUGUAAUCAAUGCAUGUCCUUAGUCUGUUAGCUAACCCCAUUAGGGAAUUUUCUGUCAACUCUCAUGACCAUGAAGCAUUCACCAAUACAAUUGUCAUCUUAGCUAUGUGGUCCCAAGAGUAGCAAAUGACCUUUGACUCCCUGAGUUCCUGAUUCCGUGUCUCUAUGUUUACAAGCAAUAUGAAGCACCAUUCUUUAAAUACUGUUCCUGGAGAAUACAUAGGCCAGCUGCUAGGUGUGUCCCUGUUAUCAGCAGUUGAAGCUUCAUUCAUAUACCUCGUGUGCACUGAUGGUCAGUGGAUCUGAGGAUGAGGACACCAGGCACUUCUUUGCUUCCCGUCUGUGGAUGAGUUAUUUCAAUGAGUACAUAAGUAAAGUCAUUAAGGCACAUAGAUUUGCUUUGUGUUUUGGAAAAAAAAAAAAAAAGGCAAGGCUCCGGCAGCAAACUUUUAGUUCUUUCUGUUCCCUUAAAAUUAAAAAAUGGACCCCUUGUGUCCUUGUUAAUCCAUCCUUUGACUUCUCUAUUUAGUUAGCCACGAAGACUAUGUACCAGUGGAUUGGUUCUCCUAAUUGCCACGGGAAGGGAGCGAUCCUAUCGUGGCCUAACAUCAAGCACAGUUCUGAGCAACUGUCUUCUGUCAAAGUUUAUCCUAUUUAAUGUUUCAUUUUGCUUUUAUGUUUCAAUAACUGUGUAUGUUAAAAAAUGGAAUAUUUAAAUUACAAUCCUAGACUAUAAAUGUGUUUAUAAUAAGAUACGGAUAUUUCCUUCAGUAGACUGUAACCAUAAUUUAAAUUAUUUUGGUCCACACUGUUUUUUAUAUCUGUCAUGUACAUUGCAUUUUGAUCUGUCACUGCACGACCCUGGGGUCAGAUGCAGAGCUAGUUCUUUUCUGUGUAAAGUCGUGGAUCCAUCUUGCUUUUGCCUUAUAUAAAGCCUACAGUUAUGAAAGUGUGGAAAACUGUGGCUCCUCAAUAAACAACAGUUCAAAUGUCCUAAGAAUA
Molecule: messenger RNA, 5893 nt
Organism: Oryctolagus cuniculus (rabbit)
Lineage: Eukaryota; Metazoa; Chordata; Mammalia; Lagomorpha; Leporidae
Source: RefSeq, a predicted model, not a curated record